Messenger RNA from Drosophila obscura, 350 nucleotides. RefSeq names its product histone H3.3-like type 1. Gene Ontology annotation, molecular function: DNA binding; protein heterodimerization activity; structural constituent of chromatin. The record is from RefSeq and is a predicted model, not a curated record. NCBI's taxonomy places the organism in Eukaryota, Metazoa, Arthropoda, Insecta, Diptera, Drosophilidae. The transcript has 2 exons. The coding region runs from base 75 to 314 and encodes 79 amino acids. Gene Ontology annotation, cellular component: nucleosome.
UGUCGUAUAAGCUGUGUCGUAACGUUUCGAUUUGUUUGUUUGUUUGAGUUGAAAAAUAGUUUCGUACUACGAAAAUGGAUGCACGCAAAGGCAAACAGCUGCCACGCAACUGGGCUGACAAGGGCUUGUUGCAACAGCAGCAUAAACCAUUCGAAGCUGCCGCCAUUGAGCUCGUGCAUCAUGCCUAUGAAAAUGAUCCCACUGGCUUGUUUGAGGAGGCACUUUUUUGCUCGCAGCUCGGCCGUCAUGAGAACAUCCAACCAAAAGAUAUCAAGCUGGCCUGGCGCAUACGUGGCGGACGCCUAAACCACUAAGGCACACGCAGCUUGGGCUAUUUUUUUUUUUUUUUU